Coccinella septempunctata (seven-spotted ladybird) is the source of this 1805-nucleotide messenger RNA. RefSeq names its product nicotinamidase. The record is from RefSeq and is a predicted model, not a curated record. Bases 97 to 1146 code for a protein of 349 amino acids. The transcript is spliced from 5 exons. NCBI's taxonomy places the organism in Eukaryota, Metazoa, Arthropoda, Insecta, Coleoptera, Coccinellidae. Gene Ontology annotation, molecular function: calcium ion binding.
GUCAGCCACGAAAAUGUGGCGCAGACUUCACAGCUGAGCGAAUUUCCAGUGUAUGCAGCUUAUUCCGCACGUUGAGAUUCCCGCGCUGGGCCAGUCAUGGGAAGCACCGAGGAGGAAGGUUUGUUUAUCGAUCGCUAUUCCGAAUACGCCGUGGCCGAAGGCAUGGAGGCGUGCUUCACCGCAUUCGAUAAAGACUGUGAUGACAACCUCAAUCUUAAGGAAUUCGAAACAUUAUGCAGAGCCCUUUUCCGAAAUGGCAAAGAUGAGAGCUAUGACAUCGAUCGAAAUCAUUUGGAAGGAAUCUUUGAAGUGUUCGAUAAAAAUGGUAACGGACUAAUAGACAGGGAAGAAUUCGCCACUUGCUGGAAUGACUGGAUAAAGAUAAUUGUCAAACCGGUCUCCGCGGUGGUCAUGGUGGAUGUGCAGAACGACUUCAUAUCGGGCAGUCUCGACGUUCGAAAAUGUCCGGCAAGUCAGAACGGCGAGGAAAUCAUAGAACCCAUCAACAAUCUACUGGAGACGGUGCAGUUCGAGGCCAUCUUCUACUCUCUGGACUGGCAUCCGAUCGACCACGUAUCCUUCAUCGAAAACGUGCACAACAGACCGAUCCACGAAUCCAGUCCCGUGACUGCUGACAACGCCAAGGUUUUCGACACAGUCAUCUUCGACGGCGAUCCACCCAUCAAGCAGAGGCUGUGGCCGAAACACUGCGUCCAAAACUCCUGGGGUGCUGAACUGCACAAGAAUCUCAAAGUAGCCGAAAAUGCUAUAAAGAUAUACAAGGGCACAAACCCAGACAUCGAUUCGUAUUCCGUUUUUUGGGACAAUAUGAAAUUGUCUGACACAAAGUUGGAUGCACACCUCAGAGCAAAUAAGAUAACAGAUGUUUAUAUUUGUGGCUUGGCCUACGACGUCUGUGUUGGAGCAACAGCAGCUGAUGCCUUGUCAAGCGGUUACCGAACCAUCCUGAUGGAAGAUUGCUGUCGAGGUGUAGACCUCCUGAGUAUGGAGCAAACGAAACAACACGUCCUAGGCAAUCAUGGGGUGGUCGUGAGUUCCAAGGAUGUGGCAGAUAUGGUCUCCGGUAAAAACAGGAGACCCGAAUUGGGAUACCAAUUGGCGAUGACCUUGAAGAAGAGAAUUUAGAGAAAUUUAGAUAGUUUGCCUGAUAGCCUAUCGAUGUCGAGCCAAGUUAGGAUCAUCAGUAUUCUUAUUCAAGUAUUAUAGUUUAAUAUUUUCUUAUCCUUUAGUGAGAUUGUGAAGAUUUUCGAUGCAUUUUUCUUGUUAUAUUUAUUUGAGUAGUUCCUGCAGUUGUUUUCGCGUGGGGAAUAUUUUGGUUAAUGUUUGAGUUGUGAACUGUCUUCUGCUCAAUAGAAUAAUAACGAAAGAUGAAGCAAUAAAAUUGUUCGAGGAAUUACUACACUAAACCUUUAUUUCUGUUAAUCUAUUGACAUGUAUGGAUGGAAUCAGAAUUCCGAGGUUUGUUAACUAUAGUAUUUAGUAUAUUUCACAACAAAAAGCUGUGAGAAUUUUCAGCUGGAAGAAGUGGUUUAAUAUUAAUGAAAUAAUGAUCACCGGUACUCCAACUAACAAAAUAAUGAAGGCGCAAAUUGUUAUGUGAUAAAUUCAUAUCCACUCUCUGCCGGAAAUAAUCAUCUGCAUAACUCAAUCAGCUCGUAGGUAGAUAUAUUGAAUGGCUGGAUGUGAUUCAAUUUAUUCAGUUUCAGUCGAACCACUUAAAGUGGCCGCAUUCAUCGAAAAUUUCAUGUUGAUGAAUUCCUAUCGAAUUAAAUCGCUGAAAUAUG